Messenger RNA from Caenorhabditis briggsae, 861 nucleotides. NCBI's taxonomy places the organism in Eukaryota, Metazoa, Nematoda, Chromadorea, Rhabditida, Rhabditidae. The record is from RefSeq and is a predicted model, not a curated record. The transcript is spliced from 5 exons. Gene Ontology annotation, cellular component: membrane. Gene Ontology annotation, molecular function: transmembrane signaling receptor activity. Gene Ontology annotation, biological process: sensory perception of chemical stimulus. The coding region runs from base 1 to 861 and encodes 286 amino acids.
AUGAAGACAAUAAGAAAAUACCCGAAACAAUUCAACGCUUCGUUCUAUCUUUUAUAUCUAUGGGAUUCAGCAUUGAAUAUUUUCACCUGCCUUACUGGAUUCUACAUGAUGCGAUUGAACACUGUCGUUUCUGACGACUCUAUGUUCGCAUUCUUAUAUCGAGACGUCGCAAAAUAUGUCCCAAUGAACGUUUUCACCGCUUUGAGUUAUCACAUGGCUUAUGUUCAGUAUACGACAACUGCUCUGAUUUCUUUCAACCGGAUGACUGUAAUCUGGAAGAAUGAGAGAUUCGAACGGCAUUGGAUGAAACACACGUGGCUUAUCAUGGCUGUUGUGCUACUGGUUCCACUCUUAGAUACUCAUCGUUUCAUCCAUUACAAAACUGAAAUCCAGUAUGACAACGACACGGAAAGUUACGAAUUUGUGCCUUCAAUGCCUCUUGCUGAUACAUUCACCUUUUUGCUUCCAACUAUGGUUGUGAUCACAGUGUUAUCUGUCUGUUUCAAUGUUUGUAGUGCUGUGCUGAUUAAAAGACUCAAGUCCACCCUCAGCAAGAAAGGAAGCACCAAGUUUAUGGUCAUCACUGCUGUUACAUGCAUCGUUCAAUUGUUGGGAUGUUCGCUUAGUUUGAUCCGUGUUAACGAAACAGAAAACUUCUUUGCUCGAUUUCUGGCCAACAACGUUCUCCCUAUCGUCAGUGAUGCUCUGACACAUAUUCAACCAUUUCUUCUCUUCGGGUUCAGCUCAGUUAUACGCAGGCAGAUGAUGGAAAUGCUCGGACUAAGGAAACCCAAUAAAGUGAAUGUCAAUACCAUUGCCAUGCACGUUAAUAAUCCAUCUCUGACGUCGCAUCCUCUCUGA